Messenger RNA from Microthlaspi erraticum, 264 nucleotides. NCBI's taxonomy places the organism in Eukaryota, Viridiplantae, Streptophyta, Magnoliopsida, Brassicales, Brassicaceae. The record is from the annotation of a GenBank genome assembly.
AUGUGGAAGAUGAUCACUUUCAGAUCAGAGAACAUGGGUCUACUACUAAUGGCCAAGGAAGUGGACUUUGAAGUUGAGUAUCGUGAGGAAUACAUCACAUCAAUCACCAUAUCAUGGAGCAUCAUCUCAACAGAUCCUUAUGUGACUGAGAUUGAGUUCCUUACUUCAUACUCGAGAUCUCAAGUUCUUGGCAUAGUGAAUAACAACUAUAUGUUGAAGCCAAAGAAUGGAUUGGGACCAAAGCUUGUGGGAAUUCUUGGAUAA